ACUCCAAUCAGAAGGCGAUAUGUGAUGGUGAUGUUGAUGAAUGUGUUGAUGAUGGUGAUGAUGGUGAUGGGUAUGUAGAUGGGUAUGUGGUUGCUGUUGUUGAUAUCUUUGUUGUUGUCUUUGUUGGUGUAAUGUAUAUUGCCGUUGAGUAG
Molecule: messenger RNA, 152 nt
Organism: Ambispora leptoticha
Lineage: Eukaryota; Fungi; Glomeromycota; Glomeromycetes; Archaeosporales; Ambisporaceae
Source: the annotation of a GenBank genome assembly